Molecule: messenger RNA, 1368 nt
Organism: Klebsormidium nitens
Lineage: Eukaryota; Viridiplantae; Streptophyta; Klebsormidiophyceae; Klebsormidiales; Klebsormidiaceae
Source: the annotation of a GenBank genome assembly
AUGGCGCCGGACCCUGUCAAAACUAAACCGCAAGCAGGUGGCGGCGAAGGCCCGUCAAAGCUGUUGGACAUGUGCUGCGACGCGUUGCUGGAUCAGAUUGGCAGCGACGCUGAAAAGCUGACAGCGACAUUCUGCUAUGCUGGUGCUGUGGAGAUUCCGUCUGGUGGUUUGAAGAUAUUCUACGUGCAGUCCAAGAAUGGUAUGGGUCAACCCAAGAUGCUGGACGUUCCCCUUAAAGGAGGGAAGGAGGACGAAUUCCAAGACCUCAUGAGCGCCUGUGAGGAGGCAACCUUUGGAAGAAUGAAGGAGGAUGUUCUGGAUCCUUCAUACAGAACUGGCGACUUUUUCAAGAGCCACGUGGACACACCGCGCCGCGAGGACAUGUUCGGCUCGCUGGUGGUGUGCCUGCCGUUUGAGCACGAAGGCGGGGAGCUCCACAUCCGCCGCGGCAGCGUGACGUCAGUCAUUGACUGGAGCAGCAAAUCAGGGAGCGCGAUCCAAUGGGUCGCGCUCUACUCCGACUGUGAACACGAGGUGAAGGAGGUGACCCGCCACUACCGCGUCACGCUGACGUACAAUCUCUACGCGGACGCCCGCCCCGCGCCAGAGAGGCCGUUCGGACCAUCGUCGGACAUGCGCCACGUGCGCCUUUACCAGACGCUCCUGAAUUCUCUCAGUCAGCAGAGCUUCAUGUAUGACGGCGGCAGGCUGGGCUUUAUGUGCCAGCACCGCUACCCCCACACGAGCCACGCCUUCGCCGAGCGCCCCGCGCCGCUGCUGAAAGGCGCGGACGCCGUUCUCUUCGCGGAUGCGAAAACGCUCGGACUCCACGUCCGAUUCGUACACUUGUACAAGCUGGAGGGCGACACGGAAGGUGAGGAGGAACCGGAAACGGACGCCGAUUCGGACGGCGAAGAGGUGGCGCCUCGCAGGAUUCCGGCGACGUCGCAGACCGGAACGGGAGCGGACGUCGUUUCGCAAGAUGAAGAGCUGAAAGCGGACGGGUUCAAGGUCGUUAGGAAGACAAAAGGGGCGGUCACGCAGAGGCGCUUUACGAAGGGUCGCGUCACAGGCUACGGAAACGGGCUGAUCGACGUCUUGGCCCCGCUGUCUGGAUUGGAUUACACACAUCGGACCAACAUGGCCCACGCCCAUGAGUUCAGGUAUACGUUCACCUCGAUGACCGAGGAGCGUCAGAAAGAUAUCGAGUGGUGCAUCGGCCAUUCCAAAUUCUGGGAUGUGGGCAAGUUUGGGGUGGCGGAGGGAAAUGAGCCGAGCAUCAACUACUACUACUGCGCGGCGGCCAUGCUCGUAACCGUGCCAAAGUGGGGCGAAGAGCGCGAAAAGAUCUUUAGGCAGGUCGAGUAG